Mycena citricolor is the source of this 6295-nucleotide messenger RNA. The record is from the annotation of a GenBank genome assembly. NCBI's taxonomy places the organism in Eukaryota, Fungi, Basidiomycota, Agaricomycetes, Agaricales, Mycenaceae.
CUGAACACCCGCGCCAUGAAUUCAAUAUCGAGGCAUUCUCAUCUAUGCUACAUGUUGCGAACGCUCUGAUACGCUGGCCUUCGACUAAGAACUGUAUCGGGGAGCAGGCUUAUCCGGAAUGAACCGCGCGCAUGUAUCGCCUAACGAUUACAGACGAGGCCAUUGUGCCCCUAGAAAGUGUGCAUCUCCUCCCUCUUUAACUGGAAACAAGGGAGCGAAACGCGAGAUCAGGUUCGCGCUUGGACCCAGCAAACGCUUCCCAGAAUCUUCUUACGGCGAUCCGAAUCUGGAGUGCGCGCUCGAGAGGUUGCAGUCAGUCCUUACGGAGUGAUUCAUUCCCUUGCACCGGUGCUGCGUUCCUCCGGGUUGUUGUCGCCGACUGCGGUACCGUAAGCCAACGGCGGAAACAUCUCCGGUGACUGUUCUGGCACUAGCCCGUUGAAAAAUCGCCAUUACGGUCCGCAAGUGGUUUGCCGUUGAAACACCGAUGAAGGUCUCACACUACGUCCCACAAAUGAGCUUGAAGUAUGCCAGCGACGAGAUAGCGAAGGCUAAGAACCCUUGUGAAUAUCGGCCAGGGACGGCACCGUCGAGAAGCCGGCCUCGUGCUGUAAUAGUCGGGGCUGAAAGAAGGGUAUAGAAUGCCAAAUGCUGAUGUACCCAGCCUUCAAGCUUCAGCCUCGGCGGAUAGCGGCUGUUCACGUCCAGAUGGGCCCGAAGAAGCCGCUAUUGCUCGCCGUUUCAGCUGCGUGAAUGUUGACACGACAUCGACAUAUUGCCGUAGAAGCAGGGUCAUUCGGUGGUAAGCCUAUAAAACCCCUUGCCUGCGCUCGAUUUCUUCAGAGCCUUUUCUUCCCUUUGCUCCCGUCUUCCACUCCACCAGCUUUCCUGCUCUUUACGAUGUAUCUGUUUUCUGCUCUCGCUUUCUUCUCUCUUGUUUCCUGCGCGCCCACCGUUGUGCAACGAGAUGUCUUUUCACCCCCGGUUCUCUAUCCUCGACAGGGGACUGUUUGGAAAAUCGGUCAGCGUCAUAACGUCACAUGGGAUCUGUCGAACGCGCCUGCGCACGUCACGAACUCGAUUGGCAUGAUAGUCCUCGUCAAAAACCACCGUAUGAUUGAUUUGGAGAAUCCUCUUGCCCAGAACUUCUCCAUUUUCGAAGGGCAUCACGAAAUUGUGGUUCCCCACCAUAUCACUCCAGGACAUGACUAUCAGAUCCUCGUCUUCGGAGAUUCUGGCAACACCGGGCCCAUGUUCACGAUCACAAAGUGAAGAACGAAGCGCGUCACACAUAAACGACUUUUACGAGCGCAACCUCUAAUCUCAUCUACCACGGACUUGUAAUGCCAUCACAGGCCAUCACACAACACAUGUACUCCUAUUGCUACCAUACAGACACUUGUAAUUGAAAUCGCCGUUUUGUCCCACGGAUCCAAUUUGUUCCGAACAAAGAUAUGCGUCAGGUGACUUGCGCUUAUCAUCGAAACUGAUGUCGAUCCUACAGCGAUGAACAGGAGAGCCUGUCGUCUGACUUGACCUUGCCCUCCGGUUCGGAGUCGCUCUUCUUGUCCGCUGUUAUGACCCCGUUCAUGUCUCUAUACAUUCUUCUCUUUGCUAGUUUCGCAUUCGGAGCUCCCUUGAGCAGUCGGACGGUCUACGCUCCCCCUAUCACAUCGCCGAAGGCUGAUACGGUUUGGACCGUCGGACAGAUUGAGACAGUUACGUGGAAUGCGACCGGGAUCCCUGCAGGCGCUAAGGGUCUGAUCAUGCUAGGCCACUUAUCGUCGAACGGCAGCGAGAACCUCGCUGAUAUCUUGGCCAGCGGCUUCAACUUGACCGAUGAGCAAGUGAACAUCACUGUUCCCCAUGUAGUGGCGAGAUCGACCUACAUUAUCGCACUGUUCGGUGAUUCGGGCAACAUCAGCCCGCAAUUCACCAUUCAGGGGAGUGCGUCCUCCGUCGGCCCCGGCAAGACUGCAUCCGCUGUUGCGACAGUGGCUGCGAGUACGACAGCGAGCAGGACCACACCUGACAUUGGUACCUUGCCCGUUCCCUCAACCCUGUCAUCUGCUGUUGCCUCCCCUAUCCCCAGUUCCACUGCUCCUUCGCCUGCAGCGCCGUCGGCGACUUUGUCUACCGAUAUUGCCUCAUCUCCCUCUUCGCCUUCAUCUUCCUCUUCACCUUCAUCAUCAUCUUCGCCUUCAUCUUCAUCUUUCCCUUCCGCUUCGCUUCCACCUUCGGUUUCACCUUCGCCUUCGCUCAGAUCAGGCGCGGCACGGAAGUCACGCGAUCCUGCCUUCUUGUCCUCGGCCAUCUUUUCGAUGAUGGCCGCAUCUCUGCUAGCCAUGUUCUAAGCUCUGCUUACGCCCAAUCACGAUUUCAUCUGUAGCCAUGUACCACAAUCAAUGAAUUCCUUGACGUCCAAUAUUCAGCAAUCUUCCAUUCGAGUCUUCUACGUGUCGAUGAUGCUCCGGGCAUCCUCUCUGGUAUACAUUCGCACUCUGUUCAACACAAAUAUCUGGAGCCAUCAAGGAGACCAUGCGGCAUUCAUGAAAUGCCACGAAAUUCGCAGCUCCCCAGUAGAGAGCGGAGCCAGCUGCUCGAAUAAAGAUGGCGACAUGUCUGCGGGCAUAUGAGGAAAUACAUCCUUUCGUUCAAAGAUAACACACCUAGGGAAGAUUCAUCGCAAGAGACACAACUAUCACGCGUCUGGCCGUACGCCACUUUCCCAUUCGCAGUGUUAGUUAUCUCGAUCCACUGGUGACGGGUGGUGAGUCGUAGAGAAAACUGAGCCAGGGUGGUGGCUGACCUGAUUGCAGUUGUCUCCGUUGUUAGCGUUAUAUCGUUGCAAGGAAAUGGCCACGACAGGGCUCGAGUCCUGAUCCCAGUAGCCACAAUUGCCUGGAGAACGGCUCGCAUCGAGCAUAAUCGCAGAAUCAAGCGCCCUCACCUUGGUCUGCAUUGGGAUGAUACCAUGUUCCCUAAUAGCAGUCGGAAUGGGGAAGAUAAGAUUAGAUGGAGGGGACGAACCCUUCCGACGUGCGUCGUCCGUUUGUCCAUGUCGGCGACGGCGUCCUGUGGGACGGGCAUGGCGCACAGCAUCACCACACAGAGCAUGAAGACGAUGAACAGCGCAGCACGGGACAUGGCGAUGAGAGGGAGAACGGGGGGCAGAGGGGGACCGAGAUCCUACCCAGACGAUAGGUGGAGCCGUGCCCUUUAUAUGCCCGCGAGACACUCGGCUUAUGAAAGAGUCUCGGACCAAAUGGGUACGAAUACUCAAGGUCGCGACGCUCAAGGACUCGUGAACCCUAAAGUGACAGAAUCGCCUCUGUGUCAGCGCGUUCCAUCCCAUUCCAUGGAUACCGCAAAGACUGUCGAAAAAAAAGUUUGGCAGGCGCGCUUGACGACGGAGACAACUAGAAUGAAGGGCGACAUUCACGUUUUUGGCCACGGGCACCAAAGUGAUUAUUUUGGGGUGUUUUCGGCGGAAGAAAAGCGACUAGCGGAAUAUGAAGGAGCCUCGAUGUGUGCUAAGGAACCCGCGGCCUUGCGAAGAUGCUGGCAGCUGAGCAUCCAUUUAGGUUUAUGGUGGACAUCAAGGGAUGGGGAAAUGCAAACGUGGAAAUGAUCGCUUGUCACGGUCUUGUCACACAGCGUCCGUUUGAUCUAAGCGCCCACUACACAAAUCUUUCACUGUUUUCUCACUCUAGACUGGGAACACGCUUGCUCGACGACAGGUGUCUCCCCGUCUGGCUGCCGAAUUUGGCUCAAUUGAUGACUGCCAUUGGUCUUCGUCCGCCUUGCGCCCCAACCUUCUUUUCCGCCGGGAUUCCAGUCCUCGAUGUCUUCUCCGAGUUCCCCAGCUGUUCCGACAAGAAGGGAGAAGUGAAGACAUUAUUAUGGCACUAGUUAAUGCGACGCUCUGGUCCCUCGCGGUACCUGCAUUGAGUCUGGGCCCCAGCUUCGCCUUCUAGCUUGCAUGGAGGCGAUAGUCGCCUUGCACGCCAUGUUCUAUGGCUUGAUGUGGAGUACGAUCGGCUUUGGCCCUCGCAGUAACAUAUCUUUCUGAUGGGAAAAGGCUCGGACCUUGCCUGGUGCUCCGGAUCCAGCAUUCAUAAUCCCAGCCGAGUGCCGAACGGUGUUUCCAUUGCAUAGUUGUUCAAGUUGCUUUACAUAGCCUGUUUGUACCACAGCUUUCAGGUUGGAAUCCAGUCCAGGUGUCAGGUUCAACCUUCUGAACCCGUCCCACGCCCGGCGCGUGGCAUCGAACGAAUCAUCGGCGCAAGUGUACUGCGGCUUAGUUAGUGCACUACUACUAUGACGCAACGACACAGCCCCUGUCACGGUGCUCGUACUUGCUAGUGUUGCUCUCCACGACGUAUCGAAUCCGAUGACCGUACAGAUGUUCGGUCAAGCUUUGCCAGAUCAGGUCGAUAAUAUCGCGUCCUUGCUCGACGCUCAUCUGCAUCUUCUGACGGAGGUCCGCGAAGUCUACAAAGAUCGCGCCGCACUGGAACGUGAAUACGCCACGAAACUUCAGGCCUUGAGUAAACGUGCAUCUGAGAAGAGGGCCAAGUCUCUCCCUGCCUUCGUCGUCGGUGACGAGCCAACGAGGUCGUUCGAUCCGACGGUUCUGGAUAGAAACACACUCAACGCGGCGUUCAACGAAUUAAUCUCGUCCAUGAACAACUCAGCUCAAGACCACGUCAACCUAGCCGAUGCCCUGACAACGCAAGUGGUGGACGUACUGAAGAAUGUCGAAAGAGCGAAGGAGGAGCUGAAGAAGCGGGAAAUGGCAUUCUUCCAAAAGCUGGUCAACGAACGCGAUCGGUCAUUCAACGAGCGCCUGAAAGCGAGCAAAGCAAAAGGUAAUGCCUAUCGUGAGGCAUGCAAAGUCUGCAACUUAAAAAAACACUUAAAGUAUGACGACGAAUGUUCUGAAGUCGAAAGUGUCCGCCAGAAGCAGGUUCGUGCCAGUGAUGACCGACACGCGGAAAGGGCAGCAAGACAAGCCGAACAGCAGCGCGUGGACAUGCUCAACAGCAAAAACGUAUACAUCAUCUCGACUCGUGUUGCCAAUGCCGUCAAGGCCAAGUUCUAUGACGAGGAUCUGCCUGCUCUCGAGGAUCAAUUCCAGAUCCUCCAAGGCCGUCUUGUCAGACGAUUUGCCGAAAUCCUGAGCCAUUCACAGGCCUUGGAGAUAGCGCAUCUCGACACUCUCAAGGGCCGGCUAGCUGGUGUCGAAGUUGCGAUUGAGGCAAUCGAUCCUGCUCAGGACCAGAAUCUGUUCAUUGAGUACAACAUCCGCUCGUUCACACCACCUGUCGACUGGAAGUUCGAGCCGUGUGUAACUCACUAUGACACUGAAGAAAUGAGCAUCGAGCCUGCACCGAAGGUCUUCCUUCAAAAUAAACUGAGCAGAUGCAGGUCAAAACUCAAGGAGCUAGCGCCGGUGAUUGACGGAAAACGUAUGCCAUUUGCCGUGCCAAGGAGCUAUUUAGAAGCGAAUCAUCAGCUCACGUCAUACGCAACGUCGGAACGUAUCCUGAAAACGGAAGCGGAGGUCAUUUCGGCCGUUAUUGGUGACGACGAGGGAGACCAACAGCCUCACUCGUUCAAGAGCUCCUCGUUUUCCAUACCCACACAGUGUGCUUACUGCAAGUCAUCAAUUUGGGGCCUCAGUAAACAAGGCAAGACCUGCAAAGCAUGCGGAAUCUCAGUCCAUUCUAAAUGCGAGCUUAAGGUUCCAGCAAAUUGCAAGCAUGCGACUGGUUCUGUCAUGAGGAGCACGUCUCGCGUCAGCCCAGCACCGCCCACGCCAUCUGCCUUCGUCCAGUCGGUGGCUGAGGAAACUUACGAGGAGACAUAUCAGACUGCUCGAGUUUUGUUUGACUUUACGCCAACGUCCGAGUUUGAGUUGCAUGUGUCUGAGGGGGCCUCUGUGCAAGUUCUGGAGCCAGACACCGAUGGGUCGGGCUGGGUCAAAGUCUCGGACGGCCAGAGUGCGGGUCUCGUCCCGGCAUCCUACAUCUCGUACGAGGAUGCUACGAGCUCAGCCGAGGGUAGCGGAAAGUAUGUGCGAGGGGUCUAUCCGUAUUCGGCAAACGGCCCGGACGAGUUAUCAGUCGCUGAGGGUGAGUUGAUCGAGCUCACAGAAGGCCCAAGCGGAGGACAACAUUACGGAGAUGGCUGGUGGGAAGGCAAGUCUGAGUCAACUCUCACGGAGCCAAGGGCAUAUUUCCUAGCAACUACGUCGAAAUGGCAUAAGAAGUUGGGUUCCCUGUUACUUUAG